Temnothorax curvispinosus is the source of this 1397-nucleotide messenger RNA. It is a transcript of the gene Fsn, whose product is annotated as F-box/SPRY domain-containing protein 1. The transcript has 4 exons. Gene Ontology annotation, cellular component: synapse; SCF ubiquitin ligase complex. The record is from RefSeq and is a predicted model, not a curated record. NCBI's taxonomy places the organism in Eukaryota, Metazoa, Arthropoda, Insecta, Hymenoptera, Formicidae. Gene Ontology annotation, biological process: synapse assembly involved in innervation; proteasome-mediated ubiquitin-dependent protein catabolic process. Gene Ontology annotation, molecular function: protein binding. The coding region runs from base 70 to 834 and encodes 254 amino acids.
CGUACGGUGGUCGGUGUAUUCUGUGCCGCGUAUGUUUACGCUCGUUCCACCUAAGACAGACCCGGCAAAAUGGACGAUAUAGCACUGCGGGCGUCUGAUCACGUUUUAGAGGUGAUAUUCUCGUAUCUCGACCUGCACACGCUGAGAAACUGCUCGCUGGUUUGCAAACGGUGGUACUGCUUUCUCAACGACGAGAACAACGACGUGUGGCGGAUGCACUGCAUAAGAAAGCUGGCCCAGGAGGCCCUCAGCUCCGACUUGUUGUCCUCGGUGCCCACAUACAAGUCGAAGCUGCGCGCGUUUUACCACGCGUGGAAUCCCAACGAUUGCUCGCGGAACAUUUAUAUUAAACCCAACGGAUUCACCCUGCACAGAAAUCCUGUGGCGCAAAGUACGGACGCGUGUAGGGGCAAGAUAGGCUUUCGACACGGGCGUCACGCCUGGGAAGUUAUCUGGGAAGGACCAUUGGGAACGGUAGCGGUAAUAGGAAUAGCCACUAAGGAAGCACCGCUGUUGUGUCACGGAUACGUAGCGUUGCUCGGCUCGGAUGAACAUUCCUGGGGUUGGAACCUUGUCGACAACCAUUUGCUACAUAAUGGAGAUCCACAAGGGAAUUAUCCUUUGCUCAACAACGCUCCGAAAUAUCAGGUUGGGGAAAGGAUUAGAGUAAUUUUGGAUUGUGAUGAUAAUACGUUGUCUUUCGAGAAGAAUUACGAAUUUCUGGGUGUAGCUUUUAGAGGGUUACCAGAUAAGAGAUUAUAUCCAUCGGUAUCUGCGGUUUAUGGGAAUACAGAAGUGUCCAUGGUAUACUUAGGACCACCAUUGGAUGGCUAACACAUUACAUUUAAAAAAGAAACAUAUCCUCAAAAAGCUCAUUUGAGGCUGUACAAUGUAUUCUUAAUGCCAAGUUCUCUGCACUAUACCGACAUUGUCUACGUUUAAGUAGAGAAAGCACACGACGACAAACUGUACAAUAUUUACAGAGAAUGUGUGCCUGUAGAUUACUUGGUCGAUAUUGUAAAUAAUAGACGUUUUAUUUUACUUAAACUGCGAAAUUUAUCAUGCAUACAUUUAGUUUGAACAAUUAAAUCAAUUGAUGGAUGUAAUUAUACGUAUUAUACAUGGAAGCUUUAAGUGAUAUUAGUUCUCAAAUAAUUACGUAAUAUGAUAUAAUUAUAUAUAUGAAAAUAUUUUAAUGAUUUUUAUUGAAGUAUUUUUUGCUAAAUGAUGCUAUCAUAUGAAAUUAUGCUAUAUUCAAAUAAAAUUGGAAAUUAUUAAAAUCUACACUUAUAUAUAUAUAUAAAUUUGUACUUAAUGCUUCCAUAUAGUACUAUUUUUACUUCUAUUAUUUAAUUAUGUGCAAAGACGAAAUCGCAAUAUUUUAUACUAAUUUAUAA